AUGGCUUCUCACCAACCCGCGAAGUGCUGCACUGAGGGCGUGCGCCAUGAAGGCGAGCCUACCGGCAAGAUGACCAAGAUCGGUAACGGCAUCGAUGCGUACAUCGCGACAGCCCCUGCCGACAAGGCGCAUAAGGGUACGGGAAUUGUCUACGUCCCCGACAUUUACGGUAUCUGGAACAACAGCAAGCUCAUGGCUGAUCAAUACGCUGCCAACGGCUACACCACCAUCUUGCCCGACCUCUUCAACGGCGAAGUGUUCCCUAACCCCCUGCCCGAGGGUUGCGAUAUCGUGGGAUGGAUCACCAAGGGUAUUAAUGGCGAAAACCCUCACACUCCCGCUCAGAUCGACCCUAUCGUUGUCGAGGCCAUCAAGGCUCUUAAGGAGCAAGGCAUUACCAAGAUUGGAGCUGUAGGCUACUGCUUUGGUGCCAAGUACGUUAUCCGCAACUACAAGGAGGGCAUCAGCGUCGGCUACGUCGCCCACCCCUCUUUCGUCGAGGAGGACGAGCUCCGCGCCAUCAGCGGCCCUCUCUCCAUCGCCGCCGCGCAAACCGACAAGAUUUUCCCCGCCAAUCUCCGCCACCGAUCCGAGGAGAUCCUCAUCGAGACGGGAAAGCCCUUCCAGAUCAAUCUGUUCUCUGGCGUCGAGCACGGUUUCGCUGUCCGUGGUGACCCCAACGACAAGGUUGUGCGAUUCGCCAAGGAGCAGGCCUUCUACCAGGCUGUGCAGUGGUUUGACGAGCACUUGGCUUAG
Molecule: messenger RNA, 756 nt
Organism: Fusarium sp. VM40
Lineage: Eukaryota; Fungi; Ascomycota; Sordariomycetes; Hypocreales; Nectriaceae
Source: the annotation of a GenBank genome assembly